AUAUGAACAACUAAACGUAGCUCCCACUUAGCACAGUUCUCUGCUUAGAGCACACAAUCGUACUGAAACACGAGGCUGGGCAGCAGCUCAGUAUGCUCAAGGAUUACAGCUGCAGACGUUUUCACAGAUCAUUUAGUGUCGUGUUCUACUGUCGGAACGGUGGAGAAAUUAUUUUCAAAACGAUGAGCUACGACGAUCUGACCGAAUUGGCAGGAUAUUCCGAGGCCAUAGAUACUCCCCGACCGCAAUUUAGUGCCCAUUCCAUCAAUUAAUGAAAAUAAAAAAAAAUUAAAAAAAAAAAAAAAAAAAGAACAUGUUAUAAACUUUUUUUACUUCGUCUUUGAAUAUUGAUAAGAAAAGAGCCGUAACAGCUAUAUUAUACGUCAUGAAUAAACUGUUAAGAAACUGUGCCGCCAACAAUGCAACCCCACAAAUAAAAAUUGUGCAAAUUGUAAAAAAGAGGUAUAACACCUACAUUAUAGGUAUGUCAUGAAUAAAGUAUUGAGAAACUGUGCCGCCAACAAUGCAACCCCGCAAAUAAAAAUUGUGCAAAUUUAUUCAACCUGACAUAAGAAGAACAAGAAAAGUAUUCGAGGAUCUAUUCUUAGCAUCAUCAAACUCCAAAAGAUAUCACACAACCUCUGACUAGUCGGUGAAUAACAUCCGGAUUCAUUGUGAUGUGGCAAGACAAUUUGGCAGGUGCAAUAGCAAUCGACAAAAAGGGGUAUCAGAAAGGUGUAGAUACUCGUCACCUACCAACGGAUAAAUUUAAAGAUGAAUUUCAACUCUACAAGAUGGACGCGAAUGUGUGAAAAUCGAGGGCGUACGAUGAUAUCGGAAUUCGGCGUAAUGGUGAAUUAUCCAACAUACAAAAAUAUUUCGUUAAUUAAGAUGCAAAUAUCACGCGAAUGAUUCAGAUCGAGACGUUGAAAAAUCCUGGGUAAAAUGGGGAACCACAGUAAACAGGAUUUUGUGACGAGAUAACACGAAGCUAUUAUCGUUCGAAGUGAUUCGUUCAGGUGGAGAAAUUAUUCGCAUAAUCCAGCAAAUUCUUCGUUUGAUUUUUUCCAUAAAAAAUUUCAUUUACAAAUUUAGAUGAUAAACCGCAGACUUUAAGUUAUCCGAUGCUAAUCUCGUCUACAUUAACGCGUUUAUCACCAUCUGCAAUUCAUUGAAUGUAGAGUGAAAUAACGCCGUAAAAAGUAUAAAAAUUAACACUCCGCCCUAAAUUUUUUCGAGAAACGAGAUAAGGCGCUUAUAUAAAAACAAACGUCAAUUCGGAACAUUCUGAAAAUAUUCUAAAACCUCCCAAUUUUUGCUUCGUCGAAUGCGUUUUAGUGAUUGCGUGAAAUACCUGUAAAGACGGAAGGUAACGAGUUCCUAUGACGCAUUCAAGGAAUACCUCUGUCUACGGCUGUUCAAAUUCAUGGGUCCAUUCCCUCUGGAGACCUUUCUCACCUUUUCAGAUAACGUCUACGUAAAAAUGAAAAAUAAAACACAAGUAUUACCUAGCUCUAACAUUUAGCAAAUCAAAAUUUAUCCAAAUAACUGCUCCGUAUAUUUGUAAGAAUAACUGUUGAUAUACCUGCGUUCAUUUCAAAAUUGAUCUAUGAAACUUAUCUAUGUUCCAUGUGAAACAUUGUUGACUAAUGCAUUAAUAACAUUAAGCUUCUAGUUUACUGUCAGGAGAAUGUAAUCAAUUUGAGUGCUGUCACUAAUCAUCUGUAUUAUUAAUACGUUGAUGGAAUCAAAUCGAAUAAUAUUGUCAGUUUUAUGCUGAUGGAAAACGAUGAAAAUUAGUUUUUUUCACAGCGCGGUAUAAUCAAUCCUUCAAGUCAUGAUCCGUAAUUUUUCUUGCACGAUAGACUUCAGAUGAUUGUGAGGAACGCAGGGAGCAAUUGCAAAAAUAUCAAAAAUGCCUUACGCGAGAAAGAUUGUAAAUUUGAAAAGAGAUCGUCCCAGUUAUCAGGAGUUCAUUGAAUCGUUCAAAAUAGUGAAUUUCAUCGGGCAGAUGGUCGGACUAUCGCCAAAUGAGGUUCGAGAAGUGAAUGGUAGUUUGGAAAUCAGAAAAUGUGUAUUUGUCAGGAUGCUUACUGUGACAUUAACUGCAUUCUACAGCUGGAGUGUUUUUUAUCACGCCUCGAAUCCUGUAAUGAGCAAUCAUUACAAAGGAGUUUCACGGUUUUUAGAUACGAUGGGGCUCAUUGUGUUGGAGAUGACUUUUUACACGAUACUGCUGUCGGUUACCGUUAAGCAAAAAUAUUUUCUUGAAAUUUCCAAAGAUAUUCUGAAAGUUGACAUCCUUUUAUUUCAAUUGGGAGAACGUGUGAAUUAUAAGAAAGAAUUUCAAAUAAAUUUAAUCACUAUUGGAGUAUUGUUGACAACUAUGAUAUGCGUCUAUACUAUUCAAUAUCUGAACUAUUAUCAAUCAAACAUUCCUUAUACAGUUCAUGCUGCUUUAUGGAUUGUACCAUCGAUCAUGAUGUUCACUAUGCUACUUCAAUUUUCAAUUAUUGUGUAUUCUCUGAAACUGCGUUCUUCUAAGCUCAACAACUACGUAUCGAAGAUAAUUAAGUCAGCUACAAAGUCAAAUCUGAGUGUAAUACCAUAUAUUGAUCAUGAUUAUGAGAAUUCACGAUUCACCCACGAUACGCUUGAUAAUAGAGUUUGGGAUGUGUCAGUAAUUUACGAUCUGAUUUGCGAAAUUACUAAGGCUGUCAACGAAUCAUAUUCACUUACAGUCACAGUUAGUUUGAUAAGUUCAUGUAUUUUCAUAGCAGUUGGAACAUAUUUCAUAAUUCCAUGCAUGAAAGAUUCAGUGGACCUAUGCCAGUGGACAAUACUCCUAGGAAAUUGCUUAGGAAUUUUGCUUCAGCUUCUAUCCAUUUUUAUGGUAACGUAUUGCUGCAAUGGGGCUCAAGAUGAAACCAACCAAGUAGCCGUUCUAGUGCACAAGAUAAAUGCUAAGAUACCUGAGCAUCGAACAGCGAUUAACACAUUUUCUCUCCAAUCGCUACAUCAAAAGGUUCAGUUCACAGCAUGCGGUCUCUUCAGCAUUGAUUAUACUUUUAUAUAUCUGGUACUCUCUACAGUAAUUACAUACAUGGUGAUUCUCAUGCAAUUCGACCAGCAUUAAACAGUUCUGAGGAAUAACCGUGAUUAAUGGCAGUUCGAAGAAGAAUCUCAUAAGAUUGAGUCUAGUACUAAUCAGGGGGAUGAGAAACAUUUCUGACUUGCCUCCCUUUCAAAAUAUUUUACACCAUUAGUCUUUUUGCUUGCGGAACUAUGAAGAUCACUGAAUUAUCUGAAAAUUAAAUAUGUAUCACCUCUAUUGAUCGUCAAAAUGAAUGAGUCAGGUGUUACACAUAAUAUCUUCACUUCUUUUUACUGUUUAUGAUAACUGCGUGUCACGUGUCUAAUCUCAAUUUUGAAUUUUGUGGCUAUUAAAUACGUAAGAAUAAAUGUUUCAACGAACGAAAAUGUUUUGCAACACAUGAAUAUUAUAGGUGAGUCACGUGCGCAAGUUAUAAAAUCCCAAGUACCCCAGGGCAGUCUGGAAUUCAAACGUUUAAUUAAGAUAACAUACGGUAAUAUUAGUCAUUUGGAUCGUAUAAGUGAUGAGUUUGUUUGCAUAAUGAGCAGAAAAAGCGGAUGUCGACCAUUCGUACCUAUUCACCUCGAUGAAGGAAAUGGGAAGAAAUAUUUAACAUAAUUGUCUUCAAAAAUUCGGAAAUAUGGAAUUGUAUUUAAUGGAAUAAGAUUUUAUUUCAAGUAGAA
Messenger RNA from Athalia rosae (coleseed sawfly), 3777 nucleotides. Its product is annotated as gustatory receptor 68a-like. The record is from RefSeq and is a predicted model, not a curated record. Gene Ontology annotation, biological process: sensory perception of taste. The transcript is spliced from 5 exons. The coding region runs from base 1916 to 3136 and encodes 406 amino acids. Gene Ontology annotation, cellular component: axon; membrane; dendrite. NCBI's taxonomy places the organism in Eukaryota, Metazoa, Arthropoda, Insecta, Hymenoptera, Athaliidae.